UGCUUAUUUUGGGCAGUCCUACCAGGGACGAUUCCUGCCAAGAAAGAAGCUGGACCGGUCUUUUUUAUUUUGAUUUUGAUUUUUGGGGGUGGCAGCGGUGUGCUGCCGAGCCGCCUGCUGAGAUGAGCUCCGGUGCCUGCCUGUAGUUGCCCACUUUGGGAUCGCUGGACACAUAAGUGGCAUUUCGCUGGGGGAAGCCUGCAGACAUGUGAGAAUGGUUGGACCACUGCAGUGGCACACUGAUUUUUGUGGAUCGUGAAUACAAAAGGGGAUUCAGAAGACACCAUCCGAGUUAUUCUGGCUCAUGACUUGAGUGCUUUCUAUUCUUAGACAAAUGAGGAUCUGAAAUAUGUAGACUGAGAAUAACACAUGUCCAGGUUAAAUCUGCAUCCUACAAGAAGUAUUUGAUGGAUUAUUCCUAGACGUUUCUACGAAGGUAAAUACAAAAAAAUAUUCCAUUCUGACUGCUACACGGGUGUCAUUAUUUUAAUGUUGAAUACUCAGACAAGAGUGCCAUGGAUGUAAAAGAAAGGAAACCGUAUCGAUCUCUGACUCGGCGCCGCGACACGGAGCGCCGCUACACCAGCUCUUCAGCCGAGAGUGAGGACAGCAAGGUUCCUCAGAAGUCCUAUAGCUCCAGUGAGACCCUGAAGGCUUAUGAUCAAGACUCCAGGUUGACCUACAGCAAUCGGGUCAAAGACAUGGUGCAUCAGGAGGCCGAUGAAUUCUGCCGAGCAGGAGCCAACUUCUCUUUGCGGGAGCUGGGUCUUGAAGACGUGACGCCCACCCAUGGGACUUUGUACCGGACUGAUAUUGGGCUGCCUCACUGCGGCUACUCCAUCAGCGCUGGCUCAGAUGCCGACACGGAGGCGGAUGUGGUCAUGUCACCUGAGCACCCCGUGAGGCUCUGGGGACGCAACACCAAAUCCGGACGCAGCUCCUGCUUGUCGAGCCGGGCCAACUCCAACCUCACCCUCACCGACACGGAGCAUGAGAACACUGAAACCGAUCAUCCUCCGAAUCUUCAAAAUCAUUCAAGACUCAGAACUCCACCACCUCCAAUAUCGCAUGCUCACACCCCAAACCAACAUCACGCAGCCUCCAUCAAUUCCCUGAACAGAGGGAACUUCACUCCACGCAGCAACCCAAGCCCAGCUCCCACAGACCACUCUCUGUCAGGGGAACAACCAGCCAGCACUCAAGAACCAGCCCACGCUCAGGACAACUGGUUACUGAACAGUAACAUCCCGCUGGAGACCAGAAACAUAGCAAAGCAGACAUUCCUAGAGACAUUGCAGGACAACCUCAUUGAGAUGGACAUUCUCACCUCCUCCCGACAUGACGGUGCUUACAAUGAUGGGCACUUCCUGUUUAAACCUGGAGGCACUUCUCCCCUUUUUUGUACAACGUCGCCGGGAUAUCCCUUGACGUCCAGCACUGUGUACUCACCUCCCCCUAGGCCCCUUCCCAGAAGUACCUUCUCUAGGCCUGCCUUUAACCUGAAGAAGCCCUAUAAGUACUGUAACUGGAAAUGCGCUGCCCUGAGCGCCAUUGUCAUCUCGGUCACACUGGUGAUCCUGCUGGCGUAUUUCAUAGCCAUGCACCUGUUUGGCCUAAACUGGCACCUGCAGCCGAUGGAAGGGCAGAUGUAUGAAAUCACGGAAGACACAGCCAGCAGUUGGCCAAUGCCAACGGACGUCUCCUUAUAUCCUUCGGGGGGCACAGGGUUAGAGUUACCUGACAGGAAAGGCAAAGGAACCAGUGAAGGAAAGCCCAGUAGUUUCUUUCCAGACGACAGUUUUAUAGACUCUGGAGAAAUUGAUGUUGGCAGACGAGCCACACAGAAGAUCCCUCCUGGUAUCUUUUGGAGAUCUCAGGUGUUCAUCGACCACCCAGUGCAUCUGAAAUUCAAUGUGUCUUUAGGAAAGGCCGCUCUGGUUGGCAUCUAUGGCAGAAAAGGCCUUCCACCAUCACAUACGCAGUUUGACUUUGUCGAGCUCCUCGAUGGAAGACGCCUGCUGACCCAGGAGGCGAGAGGCUUGGAAGGACCUCAGAGGCAACACAGAACCUUUGUGCCCUUGUCCAGCCACGAGACGGGGUUUAUCCAGUACUUGGAUUCAGGCAUAUGGCAUUUGGCCUUCUACAAUGAUGGCAAGGAGUCGGAAGUGGUUUCUUUCCUUACCACUGCCAUUGAAUCAGUGGAUAACUGUCCCAGUAACUGCUACGGGAAUGGAGACUGCGUGUCUGGGACUUGCCAUUGCUUCCUUGGCUUUCUGGGCCCUGACUGUGGUAGAGCAUCCUGCCCGGUGCUGUGCAGUGGGAACGGGCAGUACAUGAAAGGGAGGUGCUUGUGCCACAGUGGCUGGAAAGGAGCAGAAUGCGACGUCCCGACCAACCAGUGCAUCGAUGUCACCUGCAGUAACCAUGGGACGUGCAUCAUGGGGACCUGCAUCUGCAACCCAGGGUACAAGGGCGAGAGCUGUGAAGAAGUGGAUUGCAUGGACCCUACCUGCUCGGGACGAGGAGUGUGCGUGCGCGGAGAGUGUCACUGUUCGGUCGGCUGGGGAGGAACCAACUGCGAGACCCCGAGAGCCACGUGUCUGGAUCAGUGCUCUGGUCACGGGACCUUCCUCCCCGAUACCGGCCUCUGCAGCUGCGAUCCUAACUGGACUGGACACGAUUGCUCCAUCGAGAUCUGUGCAGCAGACUGCGGAGGACACGGCGUUUGCGUCGGAGGCACCUGCCGCUGCGAGGAGGGCUGGAUGGGCACAGCCUGUGAUCAGCGAGCGUGUCACCCACGCUGCAAUGAGCACGGGACAUGCCGGGAUGGCAAGUGUGAAUGCAGCCCGGGCUGGAACGGAGAGCACUGCACUAUUGAGGGAUGCCCUGGCUUGUGCAAUGGGAACGGCAGAUGCACUCUGGACAUGAACGGCUGGCACUGCGUCUGCCAGCUGGGCUGGAGAGGAGCGGGCUGCGAUACUUCCAUGGAGACGGCAUGCGGCGACGGGAAGGACAACGAUGGAGAUGGCCUGGUGGAUUGCAUGGACCCAGACUGCUGCUUGCAGCCACUGUGCCAUGUCAAUGCUCUGUGCCUGGGCUCCCCGGACCCCCUGGAUAUCAUCCAGGAGACACAAGCACCCAUCUCCCAGCAGAGCCUGCAUUCGUUCUACGAUCGGAUCAAGUUCCUGAUUGGCAAAGACAGCACUCAUGUCAUCCCAGGAGACAAUCCCUUCGAGGGAGGACACGCAUGCGUGAUUCGAGGCCAGGUGAUGACAGCGGAUGGGACCCCCCUGGUUGGAGUCAACAUCAGUUUUGUCAACAAUCCUCUUUUUGGAUACACCAUCAGCAGACAAGAUGGCAGCUUCGAUCUCGUUACCAUCGGCGGGAUCUCCAUUAUCCUGCACUUUGAGCGGGCUCCCUUCAUCACCCAGGAGCACACGCUGUGGUUGCCGUGGGAUCGCUUCUUUGUCAUGGAGACCAUCGUCAUGAGACACGAAGAGAAUGAGAUCCCGAGCUGCGAUCUCAGUAACUUUGCUCGACCCAACCCUGUGGUCUCACCAUCUCCGCUGACGGCUUUUGCGAGUUCCUGCUCCGAGAAAGGUCCUAUCGUUCCCGAAAUCCAGGCUCUACAAGAGGAGAUUAACGUUUCCGGUAGUAAAAUAAAAGUGAGUUACCUGAGCAGUCGCACGGCUGGCUACAAAUCAGUCCUGAGGAUCAGCAUGACCCACCCCACCAUCCCCUUCAACCUCAUGAAAGUCCACCUCAUGGUGGCCGUCGAGGGACGCCUCUUCAGAAAGUGGUUUGCAGCUGCUCCGGACCUGUCCUAUUAUUUCAUCUGGGAUAAGACAGAUGUCUACAGCCAGAAGGUGUAUGGGCUUUCAGAAGCCUUCGUUUCCGUGGGUUAUGAGUACGAGUCGUGUCCUGACUUGAUCCUGUGGGAGAAGAGGACAGCUGUGCUUCAGGGUUAUGAAAUUGAUGCUUCCAAACUUGGAGGAUGGUCCCUGGACAAACACCAUGCCCUCAACAUACAAAGUGGUAUCUUGCAUAAAGGAAAUGGGGAAAACCAGUUUAUUUCCCAGCAGCCGCCUGUAAUUGGAAGCAUUAUGGGCAAUGGCCGUAGACGUAGCAUUUCUUGUCCAAGCUGCAAUGGUCUUGCAGAUGGGAACAAACUCCUGGCUCCUGUUGCCCUAACAUGUGGAUCUGAUGGAAGUCUUUAUGUUGGAGAUUUCAACUACAUCCGAAGAAUCUUUCCCUCUGGCAAUGUCACCAACAUACUGGAACUAAGCCACAGCCCAGCUCAUAAGUAUUACUUGACCACAGAUCCAAUCACCGGCUCCAUCUACCUCUCUGACACCAACAGCCGACGUAUCUACAAAAUCAAGUCAACCACCUCAGUGAAAGACAUGGUGAAGAAUUCAGAGGUCUUGGCUGGAACUGGAGACCAGUGCCUCCCGUUCGAUGAUACCCGCUGCGGAGACGGAGGCAAAGGCACCGACGCUACUCUUACAAAUCCCAGGGGCAUCACCGUGGACAAGUUUGGCCUAAUUUACUUUGUUGAUGGCACUAUGAUCAGGCGGAUCGAUCAGAAUGGCAUCAUCUCAACAGUGUUGGGUUCCAAUGACUUGACAUCUGCUCGGCCUCUCAGCUGUGACUCUGUCAUGGACAUUUCUCAGGUUCGUCUCGAAUGGCCCACGGAUCUGGCAGUCAACCCGAUGGAUAAUUCCCUGUAUGUGCUCGACAACAACGUUGUGUUACAGAUUUCUGAGAACCACCAAGUGCGCAUAGUGGCAGGGAGGCCCAUGCACUGCCAGGUCCCAGGGAUGGAUCACUUCCUCCUUAGCAAGGUGGCAAUACACGCCACCCUGGAGUCUGCCACUGCCCUGGCUGUCUCACAUAAUGGGGUCCUAUAUAUUGCUGAAACUGAUGAGAAAAAGAUCAACCGCAUCAGGCAGGUUACCACCAAUGGAGAGAUUUCUCUCGUUGCUGGUGCCCCGAGCAGCUGUGACUGCAAGAAUGAUGCUAACUGUGACUGCUUCUCCGGGGAUGAUGGCUACGCCAAGGACGCCAAACUCAAUGCACCGUCCUCCCUUGCAGUGUGUGCAGACGGAGAGCUGUACGUCGCUGAUCUUGGAAAUAUCCGAAUACGCUUCAUACGGAAAAACAAACCAUUCCUCAACACGCAAAAUAUGUAUGAGUUAUCCUCACCCAUAGACCAGGAACUCUACUUGUUUGACACCAGCGGUAAGCACCUAUAUACUCAGAGCCUUACCACUGGAGAUUAUCUUUACAAUUUUACUUAUUCUGGAGAUGGAGAUAUAACCCUUAUCACUGACAACAAUGGCAACUUAGUCAAUAUCCGAAGAGAUUCCACGGGGAUGCCCCUCUGGCUUGUGGUGCCCGAUGGCCAAGUCUACUGGGUGACAAUUGGUACCAACAGCGCACUCAAGAGUGUAACCACACAGGGACAUGAAGUGGCCAUGAUGACUUACCAUGGCAACUCUGGUCUCCUUGCCACCAAAAGCAAUGAGAAUGGCUGGACAACUUUUUACGAGUACGACAGCUUUGGCCGCCUGACCAACGUCACCUUCCCCACUGGCCAAGUGAGCAGCUUCCGCAGCGACACCGACAGCUCCGUGCACGUCCAGGUGGAGACCUCCAGCAAGGAUGAUGUUACAAUAACAACCAAUUUGUCGGCGUCGGGAGCCUUCUACACCCUGCUCCAAGACCAAGUCCGAAACAGCUACUACAUCGGUGCUGACGGCUCUCUCAGACUGAUGCUGGCCAAUGGCAUGGAGGUGGCCCUGCAGACUGAGCCACAUCUGCUGGCUGGCACCGUCAACCCCACCGUGGGCAAGAGGAACGUCACCCUGCCCAUCGACAACGGCCUCAAUCUCGUGGAGUGGAGGCAGAGGAAGGAGCAAGCACGGGGGCAGGUCACCGUCUUUGGACGUCGCCUGAGGGUUCACAACAGAAACCUGCUGUCCCUCGACUUCGAUCGUGUGACAAGAACAGAGAAAAUCUAUGAUGACCACCGCAAGUUCACGCUCCGCAUCCUCUAUGACCAGGCCGGGAGGCCCAGCCUCUGGUCACCCAGCAGCAGACUCAACGGGGUCAAUGUGACCUAUUCCCCUGGAGGACACAUUGCAGGCAUUCAGAGGGGCACAAUGUCAGAAAGGAUGGAGUACGAUCAGUCUGGCAGAAUUACAUCCAGGAUCUUUGCUGAUGGCAAAUCAUGGAGCUACACUUACCUGGAGAAAUCCAUGGUGCUGCUCCUUCACAGCCAGAGACAGUACAUCUUUGAGUUUGAUAAGAAUGACCGUCUGUCAUCGGUGACCAUGCCCAACGUUGCCCGGCAGACUUUAGAAACCAUCCGUUCCAUCGGUUACUACAGGAACAUCUACCGACCCCCAGAAGGCAACGCCUCAGUAAUUCAGGAUUUCACAGAGGAUGAGCAGCUCCUCCACACAUUGUACUUGGGGACAGGGAGACGUGUCAUCUACAAGUAUGGAAAGUUGUCCAAGUUAGCUGAGAUGCUCUACGACACCACAAAGAUCAGUUUCACCUAUGAUGAAACUGCUGGCAUGCUGAAGACAAUAAACUUGCAGAAUGAAGGGUUCACAUGUACCAUCAGAUACAGGCAGAUAGGACCCCUCAUUGAUCGGCAGAUUUUCCGCUUCACUGAGGAAGGCAUGGUGAAUGCACGUUUUGACUAUAAUUAUGACAACAGUUUUAGGGUGACCAGCAUGCAAGCAGUCAUCAAUGAGACACCUUUACCCAUCGAUCUCUACAGGUAUGAUGAUGUGUCGGGCAAAACUGAGCAAUUUGGUAAAUUUGGAGUCAUUUACUACGAUAUCAACCAGAUUAUCACCACUGCUGUCAUGACUCACACUAAACAUUUUGAUGCCUAUGGCAGAAUGAAGGAGGUCCAGUACGAAAUAUUCCGGUCACUCAUGUACUGGAUGACUGUGCAGUAUGACAACAUGGGGAGAGUUGUUAAGAAAGAGCUAAAGGUUGGACCUUAUGCAAACACAACAAGGUACUCAUAUGAGUAUGAUGCUGAUGGCCAGUUGCAGACCGUGUCUAUCAAUGACAAACCACUCUGGCGUUACAGCUAUGACCUAAAUGGAAACCUCCAUUUGUUGAGUCCGGGGAAUAGUGCCCGUCUUACUCCCCUCAGAUACGACCUCAGGGAUAGGAUUACUAGACUGGGGGAUGUGCAGUACAAAAUGGAUGAAGAUGGCUUCCUGAAGCAAAGAGGCAAUGACAUUUUUGAGUACAAUUCAGCUGGUCUGCUCAUCAAAGCCUACAACAAAGCCAGUGGCUGGAGCGUCAAGUACCGCUACGACGGCCUAGGAAGGAGAGUCUCUAGCAAAACCAGCCAUGGCCAUCACUUGCAGUUCUUCUAUGCAGACCUGACCAGCCCAACCAAGGUCACCCAUCUGUACAACCACUCGAGCUCAGAGAUCACCUCCCUGUAUUAUGAUCUCCAAGGCCACCUCUUUGCAAUGGAGCUCAGCAGUGGCGAUGAAUUUUACAUAGCCUGUGAUAACAUUGGCACUCCUCUGGCUGUCUUCAGCGGGACUGGAUUAAUGAUUAAGCAGAUACUAUACACAGCAUAUGGGGAGAUCUAUAUGGACACCAAUCCCAACUUCCAGAUCAUCAUCGGCUACCAUGGAGGACUGUAUGAUCCCCUCACAAAGCUCAUCCACAUGGGACGGAGAGACUAUGAUGUGCUAGCAGGUCGGUGGACAAGUCCAGACCAUGAUAUGUGGAAGCACCUGAGUAGCAAUAACAUCAUGCCUUUCAACCUGUAUAUGUUCAAAAACAAUAAUCCCAUUAGCAACUCUCAGGAUAUCAAAUGCUACAUGACAGAUGUCAACAGCUGGCUACUCACCUUUGGGUUCCAGCUACACAACGUCAUCCCUGGAUACCCCAAGCCAGACAUAGAUGCCAUGGAGCCAUCAUAUGAGCUUAUCCACACGCAGAUGAAAACCCAAGAAUGGGACAACAGCAAGUCAAUUUUAGGGGUCCAGUGUGAAGUGCAGAAGCAGCUGAAGGCAUUUGUCACCCUUGAGCGCUUUGAACGGAUCUACAGCUCCAGCAUCGCCGGGUGCCAGCAGGUCAAGAAGAACAAGAACUUUGCCUCCGGAGGCUCUAUCUUUGGCAAAGGCGUCAAGUUUGCCAUGAAGGACGGGCGCGUGGCCACCGACAUCAUCAGCGUGGCCAAUGAGGAUGGGCGGAGGAUCGCAGCCAUCUUGAACAAUGCCCAUUACCUAGAGAACUUGCACUUCACCAUUGACGGGGUGGACACGCACUACUUCAUCAAGCAGGGCCCGUCAGAGGGCGACUUGUCCAUCUUAGGCCUCAGUGGCGGGCGCAGGACCCUGGAGAAUGGUGUCAAUGUCACGGUGUCCCAGAUCAACACAGUGCUGGGUGGAAGGACUAGACGUUACACGGACAUCCAGCUGCAGUACGGCGCGCUGUGUCUGAACACUCGCUACGGGACCACUAUGGACGAGGAGAAGGCCCGCGUCCUGGAGCUGGCCCGGCAGCGCGCCGUCGCCCAAGCCUGGGCCCGGGAACAGCAGAGACUGCGGGAUGGGGAGGAGGGGAUUCGCUCGUGGACAGAAGGGGAGAAGCAACAAGUGCUAAACACAGGCCGGGUACAGGGCUACGACGGCUAUUUUGUGAUCUCAGUGGAGCAGUACCCAGAACUCUCAGACAGCGCCAACAACAUCCACUUCAUGAGACAGAGUGAAAUGGGCAGAAGGUGACAGAGAGGGUCGAUAUGGUGACUUCUUGCCAAAGACAGCUACUCUUUUGUGGCCACUUACCUGACUGUGUUGUACUCAAUCCUUUUUCUAAACUGAACAAGGUGGGGGGGAGGAAAAUUAGAAAGAGAAGGAAUAAUACGGUUGCACUGUAACUCAUGCAACAUACUUUUUUUCCCGUUUAAUUUGGCCUUCACACGUUUUUUGCAAUGAACAGAAGGAAUAUUUUGCCGUAGUGUGAUCACAGUGAAAUUUUACUGUCUCUUGUCCUUUUUAUUUUUCCCCUUUGUGAGGAAUUUGAAGUGGGGAGUCGUCAACAUACGUCCUUAGGUGUGAAGUGAGAAAUGGGUGUCUGUGCUAACAUGUGUCAUCCUAACCCUUUCUGACCUGGGGCAGGGACAGAUAGCCUUCCACCCAAAAAAUGGGGAGCCCACGGCGUGCUGGAGAGCUCUUCCUGAGAAGAAAGGAAAAGGAAGACGACACUGAUUCCUAAACUCCGAAAGCGACCGUCUGAAUCAUGUGCCUCAAAAGAGACGUUAUGAGUAGUUUUCACGUUUCACUUGGGACUUGAAGUGUUUUUUGGGGGCUCCUGCUGAGCAGAAGUAGAUUAUAGAGGCGAAGGAGCUGAUUAUAUUAACUUGCAAGAUGAUUCUCUUCCUUCCUGAACUGGAAUAAAAAAAAAAAAAUCAGUCUUUUUUUAUUAUGAGAGUAGAUACUUUUUGUUUGUUUUUGUGUGUGUGUGCAAAUCCUGGUUUUAGUUAAAACCUAGCAAAAGCCAAGAAAGGGACUCCUGGCUCUAUUGAGAAAAGCUAAAAUAAAUCCUCUCUCUCAUACGUAGAGCUGUUCUAUAGGUGGAUUUAAUGCACCCAUGUUGUACAUUUGCUAAUGGCAUUACUUCAUUAAAUGUAUAGUGUUUCAGUA
Numida meleagris (helmeted guineafowl) is the source of this 9692-nucleotide messenger RNA. RefSeq names its product teneurin transmembrane protein 4 (gene TENM4). Lineage: Eukaryota; Metazoa; Chordata; Aves; Galliformes; Numididae. The transcript is spliced from 31 exons. Gene Ontology annotation, molecular function: protein heterodimerization activity; protein homodimerization activity; cell adhesion molecule binding. The record is from RefSeq and is a predicted model, not a curated record. Gene Ontology annotation, biological process: heterophilic cell-cell adhesion; neuron development; signal transduction. Bases 516 to 8774 code for a protein of 2752 amino acids. Gene Ontology annotation, cellular component: neuron projection; membrane.